Schistosoma curassoni is the source of this 528-nucleotide messenger RNA. The record is from the annotation of a GenBank genome assembly. Lineage: Eukaryota; Metazoa; Platyhelminthes; Trematoda; Strigeidida; Schistosomatidae.
AUGUCUGAAGAGAAUAAUCAUAAUAAAUCAAUCCUUGAUAGAAAAAUGAGAACAGAUAAACGUAUGAAAGGAAUGCAUCGUAAACAAAUGAAAGAGAAACUACAGAAACAUUUGAAAAUAAAAGAUGAAAAAGAUAAACAAUUCUUAAAUGAUGCCAUUAAAUCAACUAAUAAUCGAUUGAAAUUGAUGAAGAAACGUUUUAUUGAAAACUUAACAACAGAAAUGAAUUAUAUAAUAGCGAAUCAACCGAAUGCAAUGGCAUCAUUAAGAGUUAAAGCUAUUUUUCUGAUUGGUUUACAUGAUAAAAUGAUACAAAAAAUAAGAAAAUCAAUUGAUCAAACAACAGAAAUGAAUUAUAUAAUAGCGAAUCAACCGAAUGCAAUGGCAUCAUUAAGAGUUAAAGCUAUUUUUCUGAUUGGUUUACAUGAUAAAAUGAUACAAAAAAUAAGAAAAUCAAUUGAUCAAAAUUAUAAAAUUGAAAAGAUCUUAACAAAAGAUUAUGAUCAAACAAUAAUACGUAGACUGUGA